AUGGCGCUACCAUCGCAGCCUGUCCUAACUUCAGAGGAGCGGAACUCGUCCGAGACGUCAUCCUCCUCGCUGAAGGGUUCCAGAACAACUCGUUUCGCGGAAGCAACUAUGGUUCACUCUCCUUCCGGACUUGAAGAUCCUGGAAAGUCCCCCUUCGCAGAUCCUCCCACCCAAUCGCAGAAUGCCCCUGAUGUGUCUGAUGUCGGCUUCGGGUAUGUAGCUGCAAGUGACCCUGCACAGCAUGCAUCACAUCAUGAUCUUCCGACACCUGGCCCAAAAAGCGCUCUCAAAGUCCCCGGGACCCCAGGACGCACUUUGAAUCCUCUGAGCCCAACUUUUCGAGAGGAGUUUUACGUGGAAAAGCAGGAGAAGGUGGCGGAGAAGGAAAAUGCGAGAGAUCUGCGUAUCAAACUGCGUGUCCGGGUAGCCAAGGUGUUCCUCCGCUUCAUCAAUCUCGGUUGCAGUCUCAUUGUCCUCACGAUUCUGGGAACGACGUUAACAGUCUUCAACACAACAAAAUCGCUCCCUGAGCGGAACAGCUCGCCUCCCUGGGAAUUCGGUACAAACCCCUGGCCGCAGUACCUGCUUCUAGUUGUUUCAUGUCUCUCCCUGGUUGCUUGCCUUGGCGUCUUCUGGGGCUACUGGAGAGGCGGCCGCAAGCGCGCUCAAAAAUAUGCUGCUUACUACUCACUCUUAUCGAUUGGUAUCUUCAUUUUCGAUCUGGUGAUGUGGAUUGUCGCUGCGGCGAUUUUCGAACACUCGAAGGCUAACGGAGAUGACAAAGAUCUAUGGGGCUGGUCCUGUGUUCAUAACGAGAGAGAAGAGCUUUUUGGUGAUCAGAUCGACUACGCACUUCUUUGCCGGCUGCAGGAUUGGGGGUUGGUCUGUGCUGUGAUUGAGAUUGUCCUCGAAGUUUUAGUCCUGUUGGUCUAUGCGGCCAUUUUCUACCGGUUUUGGACCAAAAGAAAGCUUGCCAGGUCGAUGGACCGUCGAGACAGAGCUAGGACGGACUUGUACAUGGCCCAGCUCCAUCAGCAGACAGGGCCGAAUACGCCAGGAUUUCCUCCCAUGCCUAAGGCCCCCUUCGUGUCAACAUCACUUCCCCAAGACCCUUACUCUGCCGCUGAGAAUGGGGAGAUGUGUGCCCCCCAGUUUGCUACUCCACAGAGCCAGGCAAAAUCCCAACCUGCGUUCCAGCUCCAGCCACCGCCAAUUCGGGUGCAGAACGCAACUCCGCAGCUAGCACAAACAGAGUUUCCUCCACCUGUGUCGGCCCCAAGUGCCUCGAACCAGCAUAUGGGCGCGGCACCUGGCGAGCGAACCUAUGAAACUGUGCCUAUUCCCGACGCCUACGCAAGUCCAAUGAACCCUAGCUUCACUCACGGAGUUCAUCAAUAA
Messenger RNA from Aspergillus ibericus CBS 121593, 1398 nucleotides. RefSeq lists its product as uncharacterized. Lineage: Eukaryota; Fungi; Ascomycota; Eurotiomycetes; Eurotiales; Aspergillaceae. The coding region runs from base 1 to 1398 and encodes 465 amino acids. The transcript has 3 exons. The record is from RefSeq and is a predicted model, not a curated record.